Messenger RNA from Bradysia coprophila, 1016 nucleotides. RefSeq names its product brachyurin-like. Gene Ontology annotation, biological process: proteolysis. Lineage: Eukaryota; Metazoa; Arthropoda; Insecta; Diptera; Sciaridae. Gene Ontology annotation, molecular function: serine-type endopeptidase activity. The record is from RefSeq and is a predicted model, not a curated record.
UUUCGUGAAAAAAUUCCAGUAGCGCAAAAUCACGGAACCAUGAAGUACUUCGUGCUAGCAUUAACUCUCUUGGCGUCAGCCGUAUUGGCCGAUGAAUUUCAAAAUGUUGACAUUGACUGGAGCACCGUAAAGCCGAUCGCUUAUUAUCCCAAAUUCUGGGACAAUAAGCCAGCUCAUAUGCGCCCAUCGCCUCGUUUCUUCGACGAAUAUGAACGCCAACGAGCCAAAAAUGGUGGACUCAUCGUGGGCGGUCGUCCUGCUCAACCACAUCAAUUUCCCUACCAAGCUGCUGUUUUGAUGUUCCUACCCGAUAUCGGCGGACAAGCACUAUGCGGUGGAUCCCUGGUUGGCACACAGACCAUUUUGACAGCUGCACAUUGUGUGGAUGGAGCGACACAUGGUACUAUUGUUCUGGGAGCCCAUUUCCUCACAAAUCAAGCCGAACCCAAUCAACGUAGAAUCGCUGUUCCGGGCAGUGCUGUUGUUAUGCAUCCAGACUGGAAUCCCCUUUUAAUUAGAGACGACGUUGCUAUUGUUCGAUUGGGCGGCCCUGCUCCAUUGAUUCCAGGAGCCAUUCAACCCGCAAUUUUACCAGCGAUGAGUGAUGUGAAUUAUGACUUUGCCGGUGAAGACGGUGUUGUAUCUGGCUGGGGAGUUACAAACAGUGCAAAUCCAGUUGCUGCUGAAGUUUUGCAUUACGUUUACGACAAUAUCUUAACUCAUGCUCAGUGCAGUUUCUCCAUUCCGGUUAUAAUUCAGCCAACAAUGAUUUGUAUGACUGGAUCGGCUAACCGUGGAGCAUGUAAUGGAGACAGUGGCGGUCCACUAACGGUUCGUCGUGGUGCCAACUCCAUGCAAGUGGGAAUCGUCAGCUUUGGUGUUGCUAUUGGUGGCUGUGAAAAUAUAUUCCCAUCUGUAUUCGGUCGCGUCACAAGCUAUUUGCCAUGGCUGUACGCAAACAUCAUUUAAUUGAUUUCGCUUGAGUUUAUCGAGAAUAAAGUUCAAAUUUAUCAAUA